Diatraea saccharalis (sugarcane borer) is the source of this 712-nucleotide messenger RNA. The record is from the annotation of a GenBank genome assembly. NCBI's taxonomy places the organism in Eukaryota, Metazoa, Arthropoda, Insecta, Lepidoptera, Crambidae.
AUCAGAUGUAAGAAUGUAAAUAUGUAAUUAAGAUCUCAUUACUGAACAAAAUUAUUGAAUGAAUAUUUGUGCAGCAAAUAAUUUUUUUUUUAUCACUCAAUAAUUGUAAUGAUCAAUUUUAUUUUAAAAGAUACAAUUAUGAAGAACACAGAGAGUCUGAUGGAGAAGAAAGAGAAGAGAGGAGGAAGUCACCACCGCGUCAGUCCUAUGUGUUGAAGUUGUUUGACAGGAGUGUAGAUUUGUCACAAUUUGAUGAAUCCUCUCCAUUAUACCCCAUAUGCAGAGCGUGGAUGAUAAAUCAACCAAAAAUGAACUACAAAGAAUACGGCCAAUCAUAUGACGAGCCAGAACUAACAGAAGAUAGUGUAGAAUUACCUGGACCUGAAGGGCCACCGGUGAGCAGGAUACCAGAGUUACUACCAGAACAGAAAGCAGCAAACAAGGAUAAUAUCAAUUUAAACUAUCGCGAUGAGGUUCCGAGUCGCGAGCAGCUGCUGCGUGCGCACGCGCGGCGGUGGGCGGACGUGAGGCAGGCGUGGCUCGACCAGGCGCAACUCGUGGAGGCGCGCUACCACCACACGCAGCAAUCACUCAACAAGAUCAACGUCAAGUGAGUGCCCUUAUCCAUAUCCUACUUUUGGUUGACCGAGAGCAGAUUCAGGGAGCCGUGCCGCUUGAUCUGGUGCUGGUGAUAUCUUUUUGUGUCAUUUAU